CUUACAAGUGUUCUUUAUUCAUCCACAAGUCACAUGUUUUCUGUUGCCCAAAACCUAGACUGGCACGGAACAACAAGCAUCCACUGCUAUUCAACUUUCUGGGCAAAUCGAGACAAGACUAAGGUUUGUUCUGACUAAACAGCAAUAAUCCACAUACAGUAGCAGUUAAAGAGUUACUCACCUCCUUAAGGGUGUAAGAGGAAGUUAAUGGUUCAGUUUAACACUUUUUAUUUCCCUUUCUCAGACACUCGGCAGGUCAGAGAGUCUUCGACAUAUUUAGAGUUCCCCUCCUAAGGACAUAAAGACAUAUUAUCUCAUGGUAAGACAAAUAUUUCUUUAAGCCUUUAUGUUUCUAAGAGGAAUGUAUUAUGCUAUGGCACUGAUAUCCUGUCUACUGGUAAAAUAUUGAUAAAAUGUAAAAAAAAAAAAAAACUAACAAACAAAAACAUGUUCAUCCUUUCUGACUCAUGCAGGACUGCUCAUCACUGCUGUUGCUCUUGUUACUCAAAUUAAUCGGCGUCCUUUUCCAAGUGAUACCAGGGUCUCUGACUCAGAGGGUGUCUCAUACACCAAGCAGAUUGUGUGCUCUUCAUCACACGUCUGUUGUGUUACCCUGCAAAUACACCUACCCCAGCGGUCAAAUGGUCACCAGUUCUGCAUGGCAUUAUAGGAGGUCAAAAGGCACAGCGAUUGAAAGACAGUUCAGCUUCAUGACCAGCGACUCAACCACUGAUCUGACAAAUGAAGAUGGAGUUACGCUGGAGAUAACAGAUCUCCAGGUGGACAUGGAGCCAACGUUGGACAUGGUGUUGGAGGGAGACUGGGUGUUGUUGACCUGUGGCUCCUGCAUUCCUUCCCUCACUGUUCCCAUCUACACCUGGUACAAAGAUGGACGUCAGUUCAAGCAAAAGCGUGCAGACUAUCAGCUGGAGCUAACAAACAUUAAAGUGGAGGAUGAAGGCAGCUACCAGUGCUCCAUCAGUGGCCAUGAAGGCCUGCUCUCCUCAGCUGUGAACUUCACUGUUAAAUAUCGUCCAAAGAAUGUCUCAGUGUCCAUCAGCUCCUCUGGUGAAAUAGUGGAGGGCAGUUCAGUGACUCUGACCUGCAGCAGUGAUGCUAACCCACCUGUGGAGAACUACACCUGGUUUAAGGGGACGACAUCAGUAGGAAAAGAAAAGACCUACAACAUCUCCAAGAUCAGAUCUGAGGACAGUGGAGAGUACAAGUGCAAGUGCAGUAAUGAAGUCGGACAUCAGUACUCCAUCAGUGUAACUCUGAAUGUUCUGUAUCCUCCAAAGAACGUCUCAGUGUCCAUCAGCUCAUCUGGUGAAAUAGUGGAGGGCAGUUCAGUGACUCUGACCUGCAGCAGUGAUGCUAACCCACCUGUGGAGAACUACACCUGGUUUAAGGGGACAACAUCAGUAGGAAAAGGAAAUACCUACACCAUCUCCAAGAUCAGAUCUGAGGACAGUAGACAGUACAAGUGCAAGUGCAGUAAUGAAGUCGGACAUCAGGACUCAAUCAGUGUAACUCUGAAUGUUCUGUAUCCUCCAAAGAACGUCUCAGUGUCCAUCAGCUCCUCUGGUGAAAUAGUGGAGGGCAGUUCAGUGACUCUGACCUGCAGCAGUGAUGCUAACCCACCUGUGGAGAACUACACCUGGUUUAAGGGGACGACAUCAGUAGGAAAAGAAAAGACCUAUACCAUCUCCAAGAUCAGAUCUGAGGAGAGUGGAGAGUACAAGUGCAAGUGCAGUAAUGAAGUCGGACAUCAGUACUCCACCAGUGUAACUCUGAAUGUUCUGUAUCCUCCAAAGAACGUCUCAGUGUCCCUCAGCUCCUCUGGUGAAAAAGUGGAGGGCAGUUCAGUGACUCUGACCUGCAGCAGUGAUGCUAACCCACCUGUGGAGAUCUACACCUGGUUUAAGGGGACAACAUCAGUAGGAAAAGAAAAGACCUACACCAUCUCCAAGAUCAGAUCUGAGGACAGUGGGGAGUACAAGUGCAAGUGCAGUAAUGAAGUCGGAUAUCAGUACUCCAUCAGUGUAACUCUGAAUGUUCUGUAUCCUCCAAAGAACGUCUUAGUGUCCAUCAGCUCCUCUGGUGAAAUAGUGGCGGGCAGUUCAGUGACUCUGACCUGCAGCAGUGAUGCUAACCCACCUGUGGAGAACUACACCUGGUUUAAGGUGAAUGAAUCAUCACCUGUAGGAUCUGGACAGAGUUACGGAGUUCUACAGAGUGGACAGUACUACUGCGAGGCUCCGAAUCAACACGGCUCUGAGAGAUCAGCUGCAGUGUCCGUCACUUUAAACGGUGGCUCUGUAACUGUGUAUGUGGCUGUUGGAGUUGGACUUUUUGGGCUUGUAGCUCUUCUCUCUGUACUCUUCUGGCUGAGAAACAAGAGACAGAAGAAACAGAAAGAAGAACAUGGCUGCCAGAACGUCGGGCCGAGCGCUAAAGACGACACGUACGCAGCUCUCAACCUCGCGGGCCGGACAUCUGAUGAUGUGUAUCACACACUUGCAAUCGCUAAGCCAAGCCCUGCUGCUGACACGCCCACAUCCUCUGACUAUGAGAAUAUGGCUGUGUGUUUUACCCUUUUAAACUCGAAUGCAACAACAGAUUAAAGAGUAAACUGAUGCUAAUACUGGACUUUAAGUGAAGGUCUCACUGGAAGAUGUGAGUGGAACGGGGUUAUCUUGCAUUGUGUGAGAUGUUGCCUUGAAAAUACAGAAAAUUGCUCAAUAAAAAAAAGAAAGAAAAAAAAAAACAUUGCUCAAUAAAAAUGCUAUUUGAUAUUAAGCCGUCAGUCAUGUGUUGUGUGUGUAUAAUAGCACAUUGAAUGGCUAGAAUGGCAUUAAAUAGAUGUUUAGACCGGUCUCAGGAUGAUGUGAGCCAAAUUUGAU
Messenger RNA from Ictalurus furcatus (blue catfish), 2903 nucleotides. RefSeq names its product B-cell receptor CD22-like. The transcript is spliced from 13 exons. The coding region runs from base 468 to 2624 and encodes 718 amino acids. The record is from RefSeq and is a predicted model, not a curated record. Lineage: Eukaryota; Metazoa; Chordata; Actinopteri; Siluriformes; Ictaluridae.